Messenger RNA from Amoebophrya sp. A120, 1342 nucleotides. NCBI's taxonomy places the organism in Eukaryota, Dinophyceae, Syndiniales, Amoebophryaceae. The record is from the annotation of a GenBank genome assembly.
AGCUCGGUCUCUUUUGUAAAAAUACCUCCAGAGGCUUCAGUUUUCUAUUUCGAGUUUAGAUAGAAAAAGAGAAUCACCGAAGGGGAAAUUUAGCACCUGAGCAUGUCGCGUGCCAUGGCAACGAGCGUCGUACCUACACUGCGUGCGCGUGCUGUCGGGCUAUUCGUCUCCGGAGGGUCUUCGAGCUCCAGCCGAAGCGUCCUCGUCCAUAGCUAUGGUGCAGCUUGCACGCGCACGUCUUUGGUGCCCGUCCUCCAGCCAAUGUCGGCAACAAGAAAAACUGCGGAGACCCAACUACAACACGAACAUCACCUCCAAUCCAGAAGUUUCAGCUUCGUGAAAGUGAAAGCGCAAAAGGAAAAAGCUUCCACCCUCAUCAAACUGCUCCCCUUUCUCCCCGGCGAGCUCGUCGCACUGACCACCAGUUUUCUUCGACGAGAGAAAAAUGUGAAAAACCUGCUGCAGUUGAUCUACAGCCCAGCGGCGCCAAACGACAGCGAGGCGGAUCGGGAAGAGUACGAGAAGGAGCGACGGAUCUACUUGUCGCAUCUGAGGAAGCACGAGGAACUACUCGCUAAGAAGAAACAACUUCUGGAGGAAAGUACGCUGAAAGCCAUCGAGAACCUUCCGAAGGAUUUUUAUCCAGGAAAAAACACCCAUCCCCAUCCAUUUUGUGCAUGACAAAUAGUGGAUUUUAUGCAUGUUUUGCGUGACAAAUUGGAUGGGGAUGGGUGUUUUUUCCUGGAUAAUUUUUACGAGGAAGCGAUCGAGUCUGACAACGACCCGCAUCCCGAGGGUUUCCGCAAAUCCGACGUGUGGCCGAAGGACAUGCUGUUUCACCAAAUGUUCAGGCAGCAAAUCUUCGCGGAUAUGACCUUCCCCGAGAAAAAAAGGCUGCAGACCUUUCAAAACUUCAUGCGCAUCCGGUACCCGCACGCCGAGGUGAAGCGAAACGAUCCAGAACGGUUUUGGAUCCCGGAGUCGCAAUUUGUGAGCCGGCAGAGAGAAAGUGUCAGGAAUAAAAACGCCAAGAUGUCGAGAUCACUUUCGCCGGUGAAUCAGAGAAUAUAGUGAGUGGGACGAUGAAUAUGAAAUUUUUUUCUCGUUGUUUAGUUCUGGUUUUUUGUUUGGUGGCAACGGCAAAACAAUGAUCUUUCUGCUUCGGUGUUGACAUCAAAAGGCGAUGUAACGGAAGGUGUGUCCGACGGUCAAUUCGACGUCAAAUAAAGCUCAGCUAACUUCUCAGUCGCCAACUACAUGUGUUGAAGCACUCUUACCGUCUUGGCUUACGGCACAGCUGCUCGGGGGCCAUGCAGUAUAGACACAACGAGCCCAAGCGAUG